Messenger RNA from Erythranthe guttata (spotted monkey flower), 1000 nucleotides. RefSeq names its product mitochondrial ATP-independent inner membrane protease subunit 2. Gene Ontology annotation, molecular function: serine-type endopeptidase activity. NCBI's taxonomy places the organism in Eukaryota, Viridiplantae, Streptophyta, Magnoliopsida, Lamiales, Phrymaceae. The record is from RefSeq and is a predicted model, not a curated record.
GCUCAAAAUUAAAUGGAAAUAAUUCGAGGGUUUUAUGAGAGAGAGAUGCUGACUACAAAGUAGAAACCGAAACACUGAUUCACCCAACUCUGUAAUCCCCAGACGAAAUCCAGCUGCGAUGGGUUCUCCCGCAAUCUGGGCCCGUUAUAUUGCCACCAAACUCCAAUACUCCGUUUCUCUCAGUCGUAAGACAUAUGGACCAGGCCAACUAAUGAAAAACGGAGGACUUGAUACCAUAUUGAAAACUAUUUUCAUAGGAAAGUUGACUUUCUUGCAUUCAAACAAAGGAGAAGAGAUGGCCCCCACAAUUGGGACUAACGGUGGUACUCUUCUUGUUCGGAAGAUUCCAGCUGCAGAUCCAACGAAAGUUUAUGUCGGAGAUGUGGUAGUACUGAAGGACCCUACAGACACGGACAAGUAUCUUGUCCGAAGAUUAGCAGCUGUUGAAGGAUACGAGUUGGCUUCUACUGAUAAAGAUGAAGAACCUUUUGUCCUCGAAAAUAAUCAGUGCUGGGUACUCGCUGACAAUGAAGAUUUAAAACCCAAGGAAUGCUAUGAUAGUCGAACAUUUGGUCCAGUUACUAUGACAGACAUAAUCGGCAGAGUCAUAUAUUGCCUAAAGAAUGCCGUGGAUCACGGACCUAUAAAUAACAGCCAUAUAAGCGUGGAGGAGGACUCGCCCGUUCUAGCAAUGGAACUUGAUGUCGAUGAAAUGACACAGAAUCACAAAGUUUAGAAAUAAGUGUCGAAUCCUUUUUGGGCAAGGAUUUUUUUUUUCUUUCCGGGUUUCUCGUUGAAAUUUCAAUAAGCGGUGAUUUAAUGUUGUGUCUGGAUAAAAGUUGCUUCAUUUGUAAUUUUAUUGCUGUGGAUUUAAUUGGAAGUAAACUUUCUGGCUUUGCUUCAAGGGAAUUUUCUCUUGUUAGUGCAGCUUUUGUGUUGAAAAUGGCUUUUGCCUAAUUUGGAUUUGACUUCUUUCCUAUAAUAAAACUAGAGUGGUGCU